AAUUUAAUAAAUAAAAAUUUCCUUUCUUUCUUUUUUCUUUCCUUUCCUUUUUUUUUUUUCUCCUUCUCCUUCCUUUUCUCUUUCCCCUCCCUACUGGGUUCGAAGGAACCCAGCACCGAUGCCUAGGUUCCUCGAACCUAGGCGCGGGUUCCUCGAACCCAGGCGCGGGUUCCUCGAACCCAGGCGCGGGUUCCUCGAACCCAGGCGCGGGUUCCUCGAACUCAAGUGCUGGGUUCCUUCAAACCCAGCACGCCUGGGUUCGAUGGAACCUAGCGCUUGGGUUCAACCCAAUACGCUUGGGUUCCGAUCCCAGAGCCUAGAGUUUUGUGUGGCUUCUGAUUGCUUGAAUUUCAAGAUCUAGUUAUUGUUGGUGUUGAUUGAAGGGAUGUUGUGUUUUUUACAUUUUUCUUUACAGAUCCGGUAUACAUUUGCAGAGGAAUUGAUUUUUUGAAUCUGAUCUAUUGGUCAUUAUUAUUGUGUGAGGAACUAGAUUUGGGUUCUAUUAGAGAGGAGGUUUGGGGAAGAAGUAGAUGGUGAUUGGAGUGGUAAUAGAUGAUCGGAGCAAUG
Molecule: messenger RNA, 567 nt
Organism: Rubroshorea leprosula
Lineage: Eukaryota; Viridiplantae; Streptophyta; Magnoliopsida; Malvales; Dipterocarpaceae
Source: the annotation of a GenBank genome assembly